UUGAAAAUUGACAUCUGAUUUUUUAAGGUUAAUUUUCUUUUCAAAGUCCAUAAUUAAAAAUAAAUGGAAACGAUUUAUAUUUAUAAGUAUUUUUAACAAAUGGUCUCAAGUUAGACCACGUAUCAUAAAAGAUGAUUCAAUCAUAUACAAAUUGUUUCAUCAGAACAAGCAAGCUGUUAUGGCAAAUUCAAAUUAAAAAUACCAGAGCACUCUGUACUCUUCCUUCAAGUAGUCAGCACAAUACGCUCAGUGGUUACAGCGAUACCGAUCAAAAUUAUAUAUUGAAUAUUUUAAAUGAGAAGUCCAUUGAUGAUUUAUCACGAUAUUCUAUCACUAAAGUUAGACUCAAAAAGUUAGAGCAAUACCGUAACAGAAAAGGAAAGUUUAAUAAUCUUGAAACGCCAUUGGAAGUAGAUGGUUUUGGAAUAAAAGUACUAGAUAAGUUUUAUAAGAGUGUAUUAGAUGAGAGAGACAAUAAAAAACCAACUGAAAAAGUUGUGAAAGGCAAAAAAAGAAAUUUGGGUUUUCUUACACCACCUCUUGAUGAAAAUAUUCGAAAAAAAGUUUCAAAUAUUGUAUCAAUUCAUGUGAGUUUGAAUGCUGUUAGUUGGUCUGUUAUAAAUAUUUUAGCUGAUUCAUUUAUUACUGUUAAAAGUUGUAAUCUUUAUGAUUACAAGCAAGAAAAUAAACGAACGGGCUUCAGUCAACUUUUACAAUUGGCCUUAAGUAUUGCACGAUUAAUUCCUGAAGGAGACAUUUAUAUUUUUGAAGCACUGCAAAAUAAUGUGAAUCCUACCACCGCCAGUACAAAUUAUGUUAGGAAUGAUCGAAUCCAGCUAAUAUCUAUGCUAAGUGCAAUUUUAGCAAAUAGAAAACAAAUGGAGCAAAAUAUUAAUCAUAAUCAAAAUAUACAAGAGAAUACAGAUAGUUUAUUAUAUAACUUUGUUGAAGAAAGUACGAAUCACAGUGUUUACUUCAUGCGAAAUAUGCUGGUAGCCAGGUUUUAUAAGACUAUCAUUGGCAGUGAAAGUAUUUCAACUGAGCCCAUUAUAUUAAAAAUUUUUGAAAAUUCAACCAAAGGUUUGCCUAAUUCUUUAGAACCAAGAGUAAUACAACAUGUAAUUGAUUUUUACCAUACAUUGAAUCCAAUUCAUAAAGAAAUUUUUCGUCAAGCUGUGCUAAUUGGUUUAACAUGUGCUAAAGUUUGUGUAGUAGCUGAUGAAAUUAGUAUUAGCAAAGUAUACAGCCGGCAAUAA
Messenger RNA from Ctenocephalides felis (cat flea), 1256 nucleotides. RefSeq lists its product as uncharacterized. Lineage: Eukaryota; Metazoa; Arthropoda; Insecta; Siphonaptera; Pulicidae. The transcript is spliced from 6 exons. The record is from RefSeq and is a predicted model, not a curated record. Gene Ontology annotation, biological process: mitochondrial transcription; transcription elongation by mitochondrial RNA polymerase. The coding region runs from base 132 to 1256 and encodes 374 amino acids. Gene Ontology annotation, molecular function: DNA polymerase processivity factor activity. Gene Ontology annotation, cellular component: mitochondrial nucleoid.